UUGGGCUGUAAUGGCGACUGGGCCGCCGCUGCCGAAGUGACUCCCGGGCGGGGGAGCGGGGCCGGACCUGCGCCAGAGGGAACUGCAGAGAGCCGCAGCUCAGGGGGAGUCUUGCUGUGGGGGAGGGGAGGCAGCCUUUCUGCCUCUCCUUCCUUCUCUGCAGCCCGGCGGAUCCCGGGAGCCGGUGCGAGGCGGGCACCCGGUGCGUCCCCGGAGCGGGGAGGCCAGGCCCGGCAGCCCUGGGGCCGGUCGGGGAGGCAUCACUGCACCCUCCGCCAGGCCCCGCGGGAUGCACCGUGGGAGCCGAGGGCGGAGGCGACACUCUCAGGUAAAUUGGCAGGAUGAAGAGCAGCAAAUCAAAAGAGGUGCCUUUACCAAAUCCAAGGAACUCUCAAAGCAAGGAUACUGUCCAAGCAGAUAUAACCACAUCGUGGAAUGCACUUUCUCAGACCAAGGCUGCUCUGAGACACAUUGAAAACAAAUUAGAAGUUGUCCCUACAAGUACAGCUGUGUUUGAUUCUGUCAUGGAUACCAAGAAAUCUUCGGCAAGUGCUACCAGAAAAAUAAGCAGAAAAGAUGGUAGAUUCCUGGAUGACUCUUGGGUUAAUGCUCCAACCUCCAAAUCUUCAAAAUCACGAAAAGAGAAAUCUCGCAGCCCUCUCAGAGUUACCACCCUGGAGAGUAACAUAAGGAAAAAUAACCGCGUGGAGUUUCGUGAACCUUUGGUUUCUUACAGGGAAAUCCAUGGCACACCUUCCAAUAUAAGUCCUAGCCAUCUAGAGUCAAAGCAUGUAUAUUGUGUGGAUGUUAAUGAAGAAAAGCCUGAGAGUGGGAACCGGAUGAUCUGCAAUCGAGAAGAACGGAACAUACAUUGCUGUGAUUUUGAGAGCUCCCAAUCAUCUGUCAUCAAUGAUACAGUGGUUAGGUUUUUAAAUGAUCGACCAGCAAUUGAUGCGUUGCAAAAUUCUGAAUGUUUGAUUAAGAUGGCAGGUCCUGUGAGAACUGAGGAAGAAAAGCCUAGUAGAGCAAAAGGAAAUGAGAAGGCUUCUGUAAGUAACAUGGGCCAUGAUGUUGAUCCAAAAGUGUUACGGAUAACGGACUCUUCUCCGUCCUCUACGAGUACUUGUAAUUCCCAAAGAUUAGAUAUUUUAAAGCAGCGACAACAUGAUGUCAAACUGGAAAAACUCAAGGAGCGAAUUAGGAAACAGUGGGAACACUCAGAAGAAACAAAUGGCCGGGGCCAGAAUCUGGGUCAUAUUGACCAUCCAGUAAUGGUUGUUAAUGUUGAUAACUCAGUGACAGCAAAAGUCAGGAAAGUGGCAACAGCACCACCUGCUCCAACAUAUAAAGGCUUCAAUCCUUCAGAGACCAAGAUUCGAACACCUGAUGGGAAAGUGUGGCAGGAGGCUGAAUUUCAAAACAUGAGUCGAGAACUGUAUCGAGACUUAGCACUUCACUUUGCAGAUGAUAUCUCUAUGAAAGAGAAACCUGCUGAAAAAAGUAAAGAGAAAAAAGUGGUCAAGCCAGUGCGAAAAGUCCAAAAGGUAACACAGUUAUCAAGUCCAGAAGGCAAAACAGGUAGCAGUCGUCUGAUAAGUACAUCUUCUUGGCGAGAUGGACAGAAAUUAGUAAAGAAGAUUCUGGGGCCUGCACCCAGAUUGGAGCAAAAAGAGCGAAGAACAGCAUCAAGUGACAGAAGUGGAAGAGAAAGAACUACUAAAUCUGGGGGUCAUAUUGGAAGAGCAGAAUCUGAUCCUAGAUUGGAUGUUUCGCAUAGACAUCUUCCACGAAACUCAGAACGUUCGAGAAGUAGAGCUCGGUCUGAGACUAAUACAAAGAAAUUAGCUCCAUCUCUUCCAGAUAAUAAACAGGAGGACAGUACUGCCUUAAAUAAGGACUUUUUACCUCUUGAAAUUCGUGGAAUUCUUGAUGACCUACAGCUGGAUUCUACAGUUCAGGCUGCAAGGCAAGAAAUAGGAGAGUUACAGAAUCCGAAGUCAUCAACACCAGUACAAGCUCCUAGGAGUCACAGCCCAGUAAAAAGAAAACCUGACAAAAUAACAGCUAAUGAAGAUCCCCCUGUUAUUUCCAAAAAGCGCCACUAUGACACAGAUGAGGUACGGCAGUACAUUGUUAGACAGCAGGAGGAAAGGAAGAGGAAGCAAAAUGAAGAGAAGAAGGCUCAAAAGGAGGCCACCGAGCAAAAGAACAAACGAUUACAGGAGCUCUAUCGGAAACAGAAAGAAGCCUUUACUAAAGUCAAAAAUGUGCCUCCUUCUGAGCCAUCAGUAGCCAGGCGACUGCAGGAAACUUACUCCAAAUUGCUACUAGAAAAGACCUUGCUUGAAGAGCCACCUCACCAACAUGUCACACAGGAAACACAGACCAGACCAGGGUAUCAACCUUCUGGAGAAUCUGACAAAGAAAACAAAGUCCAGGAACGUCCCCUAAGUGCAUCUUCCAGUAGUGACAUGUCUCUGUCAGAACCUCCACAGCCUCUUGCAAGAAAGGACCUGAUGGAACCUACUUGGAUGCAGCCUGACAGAUUGAGCCCACGAGUCCACAAUUCUCAACCACAGCCUCUUGCUGGAACAGCUGGAAAUUUACUCUCCCAUCUCUUGAGUCUAGAGCAUGUAGGAAUUUUGAAUAAGGAUUUUGAAUCUAUUUUACCACCCAGGAAGAAUCAUAAUAUGGCCUCAGGGCCAUUAACUUUUACACCUCAACCAUAUCUGACCUCACCAGCUGCUCAUCCAGAUGCCUUGUUAAAACCUAGUGCCAGCCAGUAUAAAAGUAAACUGGAUCGUAUUGAAGCCUUGAAAGCAACAGCUGCUUCUCUGUCCAGCAGGAUUGAAAGUGAAGCCAAGAAAUUAGCUGGGGCUAACAUUAACUAUGGGUCAGUAUGGAGCACUGAGUAUGAUGUACAGCGAACACCCCAAGAGGAUGGAUCUUGGACGAAGGCUCCAAGUCCACCUAUGAAAGAGGAUACUGAAGAUAUUUUCUCUGCCCGAAUUCAAAAGAUGAUGGGAACCUGUGUAUCUCAUGCAACUUUUGAUGACGAUCUUCCUGGUGUAGGCAACCUUAGUGAAUUUAAAAAGCUUCCUGAGAUGAUAAGACCUCACAGCGCCAUAUCAAGGUUUAGAAUGCGAUCCCCCGGUCCCAAACCAGAAGGGCUGCUGACACAAUUGUGUAAGAGGCAGACUGACUCUUCUAGCUCUGAUAUGCAAGCUUGUUCUCAAGACAAAGCCAAAUUGUCUCUUGGUUCCAGCACAGAUUCAGUCAGUGAAGGGCCUCUUCUUAGUGAAGGGAGUCUCUCUGAAGAAGAGGGAGGCCAUGAUGGACAGCCCCCAUUGAAGGUAGCAGAAAUCUUAAAGGAAAAGGAAUUUUGUGCUGGUGAAAGAAAUGGUUAUGAACCCAUCAAAGAAUUUCAGAAGGAAGCUGAAAAAUUCUUGCCACUUUUUGGGCACAUAGGUGGUACACAAAGCAAAGGACCAUGGGAAGAAUUGGCAAAGGGAAGUCCACAUAGUGUCAUUAAUAUUUUUACAAAAUCCUAUCAGUUGUAUGGAAAAGGGUUUGAAGACAGGUUGGAAAGAGGAACCUCAGCCUCGCGGCCUUUAAAUGCCGUCACGACCCCUGUGAGCAGUGUUUCAUAUGAAGAUGACUUUGUCUCCUCUCCAGGGAGUGGGACUUUGACAGAAAGAAAAUCAGCUCUUGAACCUAAUAUCGCAGCUGGCAGUGUGGGCCUUCAGGAGGACCAUUGUAGCAGAAAAUCUGCCUAUGACCUGUCCUCUGUGGACAUUACCUCCCAGCGCUCGUCAGGGGCCCAGUCUGCUGCAUCGUCUCGCUCAUCUGCGUCUUCUAAAGGGAAGAAAGGAAAAAAAGAAUGGCUGGAUUCACUCACUGGAAAUGUUCAGAACUCACUUCUUGAUGAGGAGAAAGUACACUCUGGCUCAGAACGUGGCUCUCAUCAAGGAAAGAAAUCUGGGACCAGUAGCAAAGUUUCUGUUAAAGACUUUGAGCAGACUCUUGACACUGAUAGCGUUUUAGAGGAUCUUUCUGGGCAUUCUGUGAGUGUCUCAUCAGACAAGGGAAGAUCUCAGAAAACUCCAACUUCUCCCCUAUCUCCAAGUUCCCAGAAAUUGUUGCAGUUUGACCUUCCAGGAACUUCAUUGGAAAGAUCUAAAUCUUCGGUAAUAAUGCCUCCAUCUGUGACAGGAUUUAAGCCUAAUGCACCUUUUACUGACAUGAACCCUCCUGCCAGCAGAACGCCCUCAGAGAUGGCCUCGGCACCAGGUUCUAAGCGCUUUUCUCCUGCUGGCCUCCAGCAUCGAAUGGCGGCAGAACUCAGUUACUUGAGUGCCAUUGAGGAGUCCGUGCGCCAGCUCUCAGAUGUGGAGAGAGUUAGGGGCAUAUCGCUGGCUCAGCAGGAGAGCGUGUCUCUGGCUCAGAUCAUAAAGGCGCAGCAGCAACGCCAUGAAAGAGACUUGGCCCUUUUGAAAUUGAAGGCUGAACAAGAGGCUCUGGAGUGUCAGAGACAAUUAGAAGAAACCCGAAACAAAGCAGCUCAGGUCCAUGCAGAAUCAUUACAGCAGGUGGUCAAGUCACAGCGGGAAGUCACCGAAGUCCUGCAGGAAGCAACUUGUAAAAUAGCUGCUCAGCAAACAGAGACUGCUCGCCUCACCACAGAUGCAGCUCGCCAAAUCUGUGAAAUGGCAGAGUUGACUCGGACUCAUAUCUCAGAUGCCAUUACUGCUUCAGGAGCUCCCCUAGCAACGCUGUAUGACCACCAGCGGCAGCAUGCUCCCGACUUCGUGAAACAGCUGAGGACCAGAGCUGAAGCAGAUAGGAAAAGUCCAUCUGUUUCACUCUCCCAGAGUAAAGAAGGGACCCUUGACUCAAAGCAUCAGAAGUAUUCCCCUUCAUAUGAUAGUUAUUCUGAGUCAUCAAGAUAUAAGAAUCAUGAUCGAAGAAGUAGCAGUGGUAGCAGCCGUCAAGAAAGUCCCUCAGUUCUGUCUUCUAAGGAAAAUGAGAGGAAGCUUCAUGGUGAAAAGAUGGAGAGUUCUAUUGAUGAACAGGUUCAGACCGCUGCAGAUGAUUCUCUACGAAGUGACAGCGCACCCUCUCUUCCUGAUGAGAAAGAUUCAACUUCUAUUGCAACAGAAUAUUCACUGAAAUUUGAUGAAUCUAUGACAGAAGAUGAAAUAGAAGAAAAAUCAUUUCGAUCUUUACUACCUUCUGAGAGCCAUCGCAGAUUUAACAUGGAAAAGAAAAGAGGCCAUCAUGAUGACUCUGAUGAUGAAACUUCUCCAGAAAAGACAACACUGUCUUCUGCUAAGGAGCUGAGCAUGCCAUUCUCAGGAGGACAAGAUAGUUUUUCUAAGUUUACGAUGGAGAUGGUUCGACAGUAUAUGAAAGAAGAGGAAAUGAGGGCAGCUCACCAGUCUUCACUCCUGCGUCUCCGUGAGAAGGCCUUGAAGGAGAAAACUAAGGCUGAAUUAGCCUGGUUAGAGCAUCAGAAAAAACAUCUACGAGACAAAGGAGAAGAUGAUAAAAUGCCCCCACUUCGGAAGAAACAGCGUGGUUUGCUUUUAAGGUUGCAGCAAGAGAAGGCAGAAAUUAAACGUCUUCAAGAAGCCAAUAAGGCAGCUCGAAAGGAAAGACAACUAAUUCUUAAACAGCAGGAGGAGAUAGAGAGGAUCCGACAGACCACCAUGAAAUUACAGGAGAAGCUGAAGUCAGCAGGAGAGAAUAAAUUGGACUCUCAUAGUGACGAUGAUACAAAGGAUAAUAAGGCAACCAGUCCUGGUCCAACUGACUUGGAGACCCGCAGUCCUUCCCCCAUUUCAAUCUCCAGCAGUGAAACUAGCAGCAUUAUGCAGAAACUGAAAAAAAUGAGAAGCCGCAUGGAUGAAAAACACUGCUCUCCUGUUCACUACUUCUUCUCUGUCUUUACGUCUCACCACUGGGCCUCUCUCAGUGUCUGUUUUCCCAACCUUCAUCCCAAAUUCCAGCUGUAUAUCUACAACCAGUUGGUCAGGUUUCUGACAAAGCGAGAGCAGAAACUAAUGCAACGGCGACAACACGCAGAGGAGCUGCUGGAGUGGAAGCGACGUUUGGAUGCAGAGGAAGCAGAAAUUCGUCAAAUGGAGAAACAAGCUUUGGCUGCCUGGGACAAAGAAUUAAUAAAACCUAAAACUCCGAAGAAAGAAACUGAGGACCAGAGAACAGAACAGAAAGAAAUAGCAAGUGAAGCAGAAUCUCCAGUACCUUCUUACUCUCACCUCCACAGUGAAAGCUCUAUUCCAGAAGAAUUGGGCAGUCCUGCUGUUGGAUAUAUACCCUCCGAGUCUAUAGUUCAGGAGCAGUCAGGGAGUCCAGAUCAUAGUGUACUUACUGAAGAAAUGGUUUUUUCACAAGAACUGGAAUCUUCUACCUCUCCUAGUAAACAUUCACCUCCCAAAAGCUGCACAUCAGUAUCAAAGCAGGAGUCUAGCAAAGGAAGUCAUAGGACUGGAGGACAGUAUCGUCUACCUAUCAAGUCCCAUCAACACUGUUCUAGUUGGUCAGAUGAGUCAUUAUCUAUGACACAGUCAGAAACAACAUCUGACCAAAGUGACAUUGAAGGUAGGAUCAGAGCCCUAAAGGAUGAGCUGCGGAAAAGAAAAUCAGUUGUGGACCAGCUGAAGAAGGAACAGAGAAAACGGCAGAAGGAAAGACUGAAAGCCCAAGAAGCCAGUCUGAUCAAACAGUUAGAGUCAUAUGAUGAAUUCAUUAAGAAAACUGAAGCAGAGCUUAGCCGAGAUUUGGAAACAUCACCAACAGCCAAGCCUCAAAUUAAAACGCUCUCCUCAGCUUCUGAAAAGCCCAAGAUCAAGCCCCUUCCACUACACAGAUCUGAAACAGCAAAGAACUGGAAAUCACUAACAGAAUCAGAGCGUGCCAGAGGGUCAUUGGAGUCCAUUGCUGAACAUGUUGAUGCUGCAUUGGCAGGUUCUGAGAGAUCAGUAUCGGAAAGGUCUUUAUCUGCAUAUGUGAAGAGAGUCAUUGAAUUGGAUAGACAAACAGAAGAGCAUUUUCAGACUUCAUCCCCAAUUCUUAGAUCAUCAAGGAAAGCCAGAGCAGAAUCUGGUGAUUCUUUAGAAAAUGUACCAUCAUUAUCUCUUCUCAAAGAAUUGAAUGCCCCUAAUAGAAUUCUGGAUGUGUUAGAUGCCAAGGUUGAAGAAGCUAGUCAAAAAUCAGAAAUACAAGAAGUAGACUAUGCAAAAUUGGAAGAGAGUGUGAUUGAAGAGGCCUAUUCAAAACAAUGUAGGAAGUCUGAUGUCUUACUGAAACUAGACCUGGAACAGGGAGAUUCAUCUGAAAUUCUUUCAAGGAAGGAUCUUCCUUUAGAUUCUGUAAAUGUUCAGAAAGACUUAGUUAGAUUAGCCAGUGAAAAUCUUCAUAAAAAACAGUCGAAAGAGAGAGAGUCAGAUCAAGGUACUGAUCACAGUACAAGCACCCAAUCAGAAAAAGAAGUUCAUGAACAAAGGAACAUAAAGGAAAGGGACUCAUCUUUGUCAGAGCAUCUUUUUGCUCCUAAGGAGACAUCAUACUCUGAAGAUUUUGAAGUGUCUUCUCUCAAGAAAGACAUUUCAGCUGAACUGUACAAAGAUGACUUUGAGGUGUCAUCUUUGUUGUCACUCAGGAAAGACUCUCAAUCUUGCAGAGAUGAGUCGCGGCCAACAAAGAACUCUACAAGUAGAGCCACUAGCUUGGGCAGUGAUGAUGAAAUCAGUGAGUGCCUCAGUGAGAAAAGCCUUUCUGUUCAUAGCAGUGUCCACUCUGAGAGGCUAUUAGAACUCAAGUCCCCCACUGAGCUUAUGAAAAGUAAGGAGCGCAGUGAUGUAGAGCAUGAACAGGGAGUUACGGAACCCCCUUCCUUGGUUUCAGUUUCUGUUGCAGAUGAGUUACAUGAUUUCCACAUUGGCGAUAGGGUGUUGAUUGGCAAUGUUCAGCCAGGAACUCUUCGAUUCAAAGGCGUGACCAGUUUUGCCAAAGGAUUUUGGGCUGGAGUGGAGUUGGAUAAAGCUGAAGGAAAUAACAAUGGGACAUAUGAUGGCAUUGUAUACUUUGUGUGCAGAGAGAAGCAUGGUAUUUUUGCUCCCCCUCAAAAAAUAUCUCACAUUCCAGAAAACUUUGAUGACUAUGUGGACAUAAAUGAAGAUGAAGAGUCUUACUCAGAUGGACGAUAUCAAUACUAUAAUCAAGAACAAAAAGAUACAGCAGAUUCCAAAUUUGAUAGAGAAAAGGAUGCAGUUGAAUAUUUUUAUGAGAACUCUCUACCUAGUAUGCAUGAUAUAGAAGCCUCACUUGAUGGAAGCCUUAAAAUAGAAACAGACAAGGUACAGGACGUUUCUGGGGUACUUGAAGCCCAUGUUCACCAGCAAUCUUCAGUGGAUUCACUGAUCUCUUCAAAGGAAAACAAAGACGUUCCUGGUGCCAUAGAAAAGGUUUCCAUUGCUGUAGAAGGUGAUACUUUAGACAAUGCCUUUUCUGAAGAAUUAAAGCAGCAGCAGCAGUUGACAGAAAAGGAAGAGGACCUAUGUCCUGAGGUGUCAGAAAAGCUCUCUACUCCACUUCUAGAUCUUUUAGCAAGAGAAAAGAACCAACUGGAAGCCCAGCUGAGGUCCUCACUAAAUGAGGAACAGUCAAAGCAGCAGCUAGAAAAAGUCAGCUUACUGACAGACAGUUUACUAACAGUCUUUGUGAAGGACACAGUCAAUCAACUACAAGAAAUCAAAAAAGCUAGGAAUGAGAAAAUCCAGCUUAGCAAUCAAGGGCUUCUUGAUGAUGAUCGACAGAGUAUGCCACCCCAAGGCCUAUCCCAAAAUCUUGAGGAACAGUCAUCAAGCGUUCCAGAUUGCUUCUUAAGGCCUGACUUAGAAGAUGAAAAAGAAGAGAUUUCUUCACCAGAUAUAUGCCCCAGGCCUGAGAGUCCAGUAUUUGGUGCCAGUGGACAGGAGGAGCUCGCUAAAAGACUUGCUGAACUUGAGAUCAGCCGGGAGUUCCUGAGCGUGUUAGGAGAUGAUCAAGACUGGUUUGAUGAAGACUUUGGUUUGAGCUCUUCUCACAAGAUCCCCAAAAACAAGGCAGAAGAAACAAUUGUACCUCUAAUGGCAGAACCUAAAAGAGCUCCCCAAAAGCCAUGUGAGACACUGUUGGCAGUCCCCCAUACCACAGAGGAAGUAGAAACUCUUGUACAUAAUGCAGUGGAAGAACUCUGGAAAUGGAAAGAAUUAGGUCAUGAUCUCCACAGCAUCAGUGUUCCUACAAAACUGCUUGGCUGUGCCAGUAAGGGUCUAGAUAUAGAAAGCACUAGUAAAAGAGUCUACAAACAGGCGGUUUUUGAUUUAACAAAAGAGAUUUUUGAGGAAAUAUUCGCAGAGGAUCCCAACUUGAAUCAGCCCGUCUGGAUGAAGCCAUGUAGAAUCAACUCCAGUUAUUUCCGACGAGUGAAAAAUCCAAAUAACCUUGAUGAAAUCAAGAACUUCAUAGCCACCGAAGUGCUCAAGUUGUUUAGUCUUAAAAAGGAGCCAAACCACAAAACAGAUUGGCAGAAAAUGAUGAAAUUUGGAAGAAAGAAAAGAGACCGAGUGGAUCAUAUCCUGGUGCAGGAGCUGCACGAAGAGGAGGCGCAGUGGGUGAACUAUGACGAGGAUGAGCUGUGUGUGAAGAUGCAGCUCGCCGAGGGGAUCUUUGAGACCUUGAUCAGAGAUACUAUCGAUGUUCUGAAUCAGAUCAGUGAAAAACAGGGGAGAAUGCUACUUGUGUGACAUCUUGCAAAUAAAUCGAACACUGAGUGUAA
Molecule: messenger RNA, 9841 nt
Organism: Panthera uncia (snow leopard)
Lineage: Eukaryota; Metazoa; Chordata; Mammalia; Carnivora; Felidae
Gene: CEP350
Product: centrosomal protein 350
Exons: 39
Coding region: 342-9809 (3155 amino acids)
Biological process (GO): microtubule anchoring
Cellular component (GO): centrosome
Molecular function (GO): microtubule binding
Source: RefSeq, a predicted model, not a curated record